CACAAACCAUCCAUCCCCUCACAAACAACACUACCACUUACCACCACAGCACCUUCACCACCUCCUCCAGAAAGAUGGCGGCCGAGACACCAAUAACAGAGGAGUCGCUCCGGGCUGCUCUCACCGAGCGGCUCAAGGUCACUCACGUCGAGAUCCAAGACAUGUCCGGCGGCUGCGGGCAGGCCUUCACCUCGCUCAUCGUGUCGCCCGAGUUCGCCGGCAAGACGUCGCUCAAGCGGCACCGCCUGGUCAACGCGGCGCUCCGGGACGAGAUCGCGCGCAUCCACGCCUGGAGCGCAAAGUGCCAGACCCCGGACGAGUACGCCAGCGAGAUGGCGGCCACCGGCGGAGACGACAACCCCCCCCUCGACGGGACCGAGGACGGCAAGGUGGCCGGCGUGAACGGUUAGGUGUUUUUUUUUUUUUAAAAAAAAAAAAAAAAAAGGGGGUCCGAUGCGGUUUUGUCAUUUCUGUGCCCUAGCAGUGUGGAGCA
Molecule: messenger RNA, 493 nt
Organism: Thermothelomyces thermophilus ATCC 42464
Lineage: Eukaryota; Fungi; Ascomycota; Sordariomycetes; Sordariales; Chaetomiaceae
Exons: 2
Coding region: 75-410 (111 amino acids)
Biological process (GO): intracellular iron ion homeostasis
Cellular component (GO): nucleus; cytosol
Molecular function (GO): 2 iron, 2 sulfur cluster binding
Source: RefSeq, a predicted model, not a curated record